Lacerta agilis (Sand lizard) is the source of this 2194-nucleotide messenger RNA. RefSeq names its product general transcription factor IIH subunit 3 (gene GTF2H3). The record is from RefSeq and is a predicted model, not a curated record. Bases 57 to 962 code for a protein of 301 amino acids. Gene Ontology annotation, biological process: regulation of DNA-templated transcription; nucleotide-excision repair. Gene Ontology annotation, cellular component: transcription factor TFIIH core complex; transcription factor TFIIH holo complex. NCBI's taxonomy places the organism in Eukaryota, Metazoa, Chordata, Lepidosauria, Squamata, Lacertidae. The transcript is spliced from 13 exons.
GUGCCCUCAUUCUCGAGCGACGGAAGUCCGCCUGCUGGUCCCUGCUGCGGGGCGAUAUGAGUGGAGAUGAUGAGUUGAACCUCUUAGUCAUUGUUGUUGACACUAACCCUAUUUGGUGGGGAAAGCAGGCAUUAGGAGGCUCAGAGCUUACAUUAUCAAAAUGCCUCGAUGCAGCUAUGGUGUUGGGAAACUCGCACUUAUUUAUGAACCGCAACAACAAACUGGCUGUGAUAGCCAGUCAUAUACAGGAAAGUCGUUUCCUCUACCCUGGAAAACAUUGGGCACCAGCUGAUAUCUUUGGUGAAUCUAAUAUAUCUGGCAGCAAGGAUGGAAAAUAUGAGUUGUUAACAACCAUAAAUGAAACUAUUGCAGAAGAGAUCAAGGACCUUAUGACCAACACUGAAAUAAGAGGGCAGCAGACUGAAUCAUUACUGGCAGGAUCUCUUGCUAAAGCAAUUUGCUAUAUUCACAGGAUGACUAAAGAGGGAAAAGCCAGCCAGGAAAUCAAGUCUAGGAUUUUGGUCAUAAAAGCUGCUGAAGACAGUGCGUUGCAGUACAUGAACUUCAUGAAUGUGAUCUUUGCAGCCCAGAAACAGAAUAUUUUGAUUGAUGCCUGCGUUCUGGAUUCUGAUUCAGGGCUCUUGCAGCAGGCUUGUGAUAUUACUGGUGGCAUUUACUUGAAAAUUCCCCAUAUGCCAUCUCUGCUGCAGUAUUUGCUGUGGGUAUAUCUGCCUGACCAAGAACAAAGAUCCCAGCUAAUUCUCCCACCCCCUGUUCAUGUUGACUACCGAGCUGCCUGCUUCUGCCACAGAAAUCUUAUUGAAAUCGGUUAUGUCUGCUCUGUGUGUUUGUCAAUAUUCUGCAGCUUCAGUCCAAUUUGCACCACUUGCGAGACCGCAUUCAAGAUUUCACUGCCAGCUGUCAUGAAGGCUAAGAAAAAGAAAUUGAAAUUGGCUGUUUAACAGCAUCGUUGGUGUAUGUUGAUUUCCAUGUGAAUUUCAGAUUGUAGCUGUUAAGCUACCAAUGAUGGUUAUGGGACACUGGAAAAGAGGGACCUGUAUGAUAAUCUCUGGGGCUAAACGUUUUGGAACAGCCACCUAAGUUGGAUGCAACUACUCUGUUCAGUGGCCCAUGUUGACACUUAAAACUUGUGCUAUAUUAUAAAGUCAGGAUGGUUAAUCUGUAACUGCCUUGAACCAAUGGCUUCAGCUGGUGCAGCUGUAAAGGCAGAAAUGCGUAAACCCGAGAGUGAUGCUUCUCUAAUGUAGUGUCGUUGGACCAGCUGCUCCAUUUGGAACAAAUCAAAUCAAUUUAAGCCAAGACACUUUCUUUAAAACAAAAGCCCCAAUUAUUUAAAUAGAAAUCUAAUAUUUGCUUUAGGAACUGAAAUUUUGGGGCUCCUGGGCUGGUCCUGUAGAGCUCCUUUCAAAUUAGUAGAAAGAACUGCCUGAUUUAAAGAGUGCAGAAGCUUUGGACUCUAGACUGCUCUGAGCUUUGGUUUUCAGCAUGGUUAACAAUGCAUCUUAGGUGUUUGUCCACCCUCACCGCACUUUUUAAUCGUGAUCACUGCAUCUGCUUCUAAACAGAGCCAGCUCAGCCAAAAAUUGAGCUGCAACAAGCAGAUUAACCCAUCACAGUUAAAUGCCACUAUUACAAGCACACCAACAGCUGCUUGGCAAUUUCAGUAAUGAAACUGAGUCACAUGCUUCCAUGCCAUGAAUUAUCCCUGUUUCCUAACAGAUUUAAGGAAUUCUGACAAAGGCAGCUGCUGCUCAUGCUGAGUUUGCUCUGCUUUGAGAACCGGGAAAGGUUUGGUCUUCCACACUGGAGUACCGAGUAGCUUAUCCUGUCUCAUGUUUGACCAGCCACAAGGAAAGAUUGAAUAGUGUGCUGAGGCCUCUGCCAUGCGGUUUUAUUUCCUUGAAUGUUGCACAUGGUUUCAGCACAGCCAAAAUACACUUUCUUUCUUUCUUUCAUCCUUCCACAAACAGUUAUCUGUGUGUGCUUUGCUUCCUGAGCCCAAAUUUAAAGAUUUAUGUUACAUUUGGUGGUCUAUCAGGAACCAGUGCUUUCUAGAGACUCUAUAAUUUAUUGACAGACCUGUAUAUUAUACUGAAUUUUUGCCAUCUCAAUGCUGUUUUGUUUUACAAAUGUUUUGUAACUUUUCCUUAAUAAACUGCUUCUAAGAAAACAG